AAACGUGUGUUAGUGCAGGCCAGGGGUGCAGUAACAGGACAGGCUUGUGGGAGGAAGCGCAGCAGUACGUGGGGAGGGUGUUAGGGCCGUGGAGAGGCGGCAGGAAGCAAAAGCGGGAGACGCACCAGGAAGCAGAAGUGGGAGACGCUGUAGCGCAUGUGGGGCGAAUGGUGCACUAGUGGCAGGCUGCAGCUUGUACAGUGACCGGAGACGACAUGAAGCUCGCAGCCGCCUUCCCCCUUUUCCUGUGUAGCCUGCGGUGUGCAGCCGCGUCCGAGCUGCGGCACCCACCCAGCAAGAUAGCGGUUGUGGGAGCUGGAAUCGGGGGCACAUCUGCAGCAUACUUUCUACGCCAGAAGUUUGGAAAAGACGUUCAGGUUGACAUAUUUGAGAAAGGAGAUGUGGGAGGUCGUCUAUCUACCUUGGAGAUGGAAGGAAACCUCUAUGAAGCUGGGGGGUCGGUAAUACACCCUCUCAACCUCCACAUGAAAACAUUUGUCAAGGAUUUAGGACUCAAUACUCGGACACCCUCUAGCAGUCUGAUUGGAAUUUACAAUGGGGAUGAGUUUGUUUUUCAAGAGAGUGAAUGGUACCUGAUAAAUGUAAUAAAAAUGCUGUGGUCUUAUGGACUCAACUUCCUACGUAUGUACAUGUGGGUAGAAGGCGUUUUGGAUAAAUUCAUGAGGAUUUACCGGUACCAGACUUUUGACUAUUCGUUUUCCACCACGGAGUCCUUACUGCAUGCCGCAGGGGGCAGUGAUUUCACUACAAAGCUAAAUAUGACCAUAGAUGAAGCCAUGCAGAAAUCUGGCUUCUCCCAGAGGUUCAUCAAUGAGAUAGUGGUUCCAGCGAUGAGAGUCAACUACGGACAAGGAGUUACAGUCAACGGCUUUGUUGGGGCGGUGUCUCUGGCAGGUACUGACUCAGGACUGUGGUCAGUGGAAGGAGGGAACAAGCUUGUGUGCACUGGCUUAAUCUAUGCUUCAAAGGCCCAGCUAAUUCAGGGCACUGUCACCUCUGUGCAAGAGAAGGUUCGUCCUACCAAGUCUGGAGGUACAGUGAGACUGUAUGAAGUUAUCUAUGAGACCAGCACGGGGUCCGGACAGGGCAUGUAUGAUAUUAUAUUCUUAGCAACACCUCUUAAUAAGGGUAUUGCCAACAUUAAUUUCCUGGGCUUCAGUCCACCCAUAGAGACAUUUUCAAAACCAUACCAGCAGACGGUGGCCACCUUUGUCCAUGGACGGAUCAAUGCUUCUUUCUUUGGCUGCUCAAAGCCUUGUCAGUUUGACCUGUCCGAGAUAUUAACCACAGAUAAUCCAAAAACUUUCAUCAGUAGUGUCAGUUCCGUGUCUCCGGUAAAACCAGUGCCCAAACCUGAUGUUGCAAAAACCUCCGACCUUAAGGUCUAUAAAGUGUUUUCUCCUGAUUCACUGAUGGAUUAUCAGUUGCGCCUGCUGUUUGAGUCUUAUCAUGCGGUAAGUGAAAGAAAAUGGCUGGCUUAUCCGAAGUAUAGCCCCCCCGAGAAACUGCCCCCAAUAAUCUUGCAUCCUGGGAUUUAUUAUCUGAACAGCAUAGAAUGGGCAGCCAGUGCUAUGGAGAUGAGCGCCAUCUCUGCCAAGAAUGCCGUACUUCUAGCUCAUCAUCGGUGGUAUGGAAAGGAAGGAUACAUUGACCAGGAGGAUUUAGCAGAGCGGCUCAAGUCUGAGUUAUAGGUUGACGUUUUAAGUUUAGACUGCGAAGAACAAUUGUAGCUCAUACCAAGCAAUCUUCCAGUACAGCGAAACCCAGUCCUCGUUUUUUUAAGCAGUGUGGGGCUGGCUGCUGUAACUCUUUCCAUAAUUUUGCUUUGGCACUUUCUCUUGGGGUAGCCAUCAAUGGAGCAUCUACCUCCUUUUGCUAAAAAGGUGUUAAUGAAAAUGUGCAUUAUAGGACCAUGAAGUGUAAAAGUGCAAUGAUUUUUGUGCUGUGCAGUCCUUAUAGAAGAACUCAUAGAAACAGAAUUUGACGGCAGAUAAGAACCACUUGGCCCAUUUAGUCUGCCUUAAACACAUGUACACACACUUACACACCAGGAGUGAUUUUUGCCGGGACCAAUAAUUUACAUAUUUUAGGUGUAAUUGUAUUAUGGGUGUAGAGCACAGAUCCGGUGCCUAACAACCUGCCAUUCAUUUGGAAUCUCUGUUUUGAGGAGACAGAAGAGUGUAUACUUAAGUUGACGGCUGCUACAGCAUCUGAUCCAUUAUUUUCACGCUGUAGAGAACUGAUGUGUCUCUGAUACACCUUUCACACCGCCAAUGUCUGAUCCCACCCGGGAAUUGGAAACAGGUCCUUCCCAGGUGGGAUCCAGCAUUGGACGCUGCUGCUGGCUUCCCCGACCCGGCAAUAUGCCGGGCUGUUUGCCAUAGCAGCGGGGGUGGAGGCGGCGCUGGGAGAUGAGAUCAUCUUCACGUCGCCUCUCCCUGUUGUAGUAAACGGGUCCCUUCGACCCGGGAGCUCGUUUACGCUGCCAUUGACUCGGUUUUCAACCUGGGUAUAACACUGCUUUAUUCCUGGGUUGAAUUGCUGGGUCAGGCGACCCGGGAUGUCCGACAUGGCGCUUUCACACCGCACGCUGACCCGUGUCGACCCGGCAAUAUGCUGGGUCGAUACCGGGUUAUUUGUGCGGUGUGAAAGGGGUAUAAAUAGAAAAUUAUUGUGACAUUCCUAAAUUGUUUGCUAAACAUUCCAGUAGGGGGAGUACCUGAGUUACACUUAGUCUUAACACUGCCACUACUAUUAUGAUGGUUCUAAUUAAGUUGAAUUCUACUUGAAAUUGUUAUUCUGGUUAUUUGGUUCCCCUGCUGAUAGUACUGUCCUCAAACCAUAAUAAAAGUUAGAAAGAAUCUGAAGAACCAUACCACUUGGUUCCUGGUUUUAAUCACGAAGUAACUACUGAACAUUGUAUGAGACUUUGCGCUGUAAUCAAAGCAAGAUCAUUAAUAGCAGCCUUACAUAAUGGUUUGUGAGUUCCUUGGUCCACAAGUAUACAGUAGCCUAGAUCCCAACACUAUUUUUGUUUAGAUCUUGUUGAAUUAUGUUUGAUCACCCACCACUCCUCCAUCAUUGUCUCCACCUAGUCCUGUAGUCACAGACGUAUAAGGUUCUCUGUCUCAUUCGUGUCCAUGUACCCAUUUACCAAUAUAUUCUGUCUAGUGUCCAAACUUAAUGCUGCAAAAGAAUUAACCAAAUUAAUAAGGCUGUUUUUGAGAACCUCACAAAAAUAAUUUGUUUCCGAACCACAACCAAUUAUCCUUUAUAGUUUCAAGCCUCCGGAGAGAGAAGAUUGGAUUAUGAUCUUUCCAAUAUAAGUACAUUACAACAGUAUUUGAAAUGUAUUUAUUUUACCCGUGUAAAUUAGGUGGAUGAGUCUGAAGUCUGGUACUUUAUCAAUAUUCUAACGUUUCUAGUAUAAUAAUAGUAACCAUCACUAUUAAUCACAGAUAAGCCACAUUCCUUGCAGCGUUUAAUUUUGGGACUUCUCAUGCCAGAUGUGUCCUAGUGGUUUACAGGAUUACGUCCUUUAUGUUAUGCGGACUCCCGUAGUGGUGUUGGCUCUAUUUGUGAAGAUCUAUAAACUGAAAGAAAAUGUUUUGCACUAAUUUUGUAAUAAUAAAACUUAUGGUGGCUGUAGCAUUACAGGUGUAUUGUAUAUGUAUAAAUCAACUCCUGUGAUAUCUGUAUAAAGAGGAGUUUGGAUUCCGCAGUAAAUCUUAAGUAUUAUAAGAAAUAACGCACUAUUCAAAGUUAUUAUGGAUAUUAGUCACUUUGGAUUUCUGUAACCAGUAUAAAAGUCUGCCUUCAGCCUUUUGCUUUUGAUUGGUUAUAAACUCAUCUAUCGGUGGGAUGUAGUGGAGUCCGAAAUCGCCGGGGUGUGGGAUGCCGGAUGAUCUCGGAUGUUUUUUUUAGGGGCAACCAUUUACAAGGCAUGGUUUUGCCUUGUAAGUGAUUGUUCCUUUAAAAAAAAAGCCUGAGACCGGCCGGCAUCCCGCACCCCUUGCGAUCUCAGCCUCCAUUACAUCCCACCGUAUAACGUCUAAUAUCUUUUAUUAGUAAGUGUUUAGUGUUUUAGUAAUUUAUUUGGUGCUUUUGUUUUUUCUUUUCAUGUUUAUUAUUGACUGCAAGUCACUGACUCAAUAAAAAAAAAAAAGUUCUAUAAUAGAAUGUAUAACAGUCAGUACAGCAAAACACCAGGGGGUAUUUAUUCUAUAAGUGACUGUAGACAUCUGUCUGAUGACUGCAUUUAUUUUAUAAAUCAUUAAAGGCAUGGCAGAAUCUGAUUGGCUGAUAUGGUUUACUUUAGUUGCCGAUAAAAUAUUCUAAAACAUGCUGCGCAUUAUGUUUCCUCCACAUUAAAAGUCACCAAUAGUGGGAAACAAUAUACGUAUUUCCCAGAAUGGGAAGAGAAACAUCUCUUGGAGCCGAGUGUGGCCCAAGGCAGAAAAGUGGGCAGUAAUAGAGACACUAUAAAGCAAUUUUUGUGAACUGACCCACAUCCAAUUUUAUUGUGCAAUAACUAAAAAGCCUCAUCAGCAAGUUUAAUGGGUGUAUGUCCGGAGAGUCAGAACUGGAUGACAUGGAAUGGGGGACCGGCCAUUAUUUAUCCACUCACCCCGGCUGUAACCAGCUCCUUUUGAACCAAACAUAUUACACCUGAAGUUUAAAAUGUAUACAGCAAGACAGGAAUAUAAAUUGUGCAUAUAUAUUGUUCAUUCUGCAAUGCUCCCUUGUAUGAUUGUACCUGAGUGACAACUGUGAGUGAUGCGUGAUGAAUAAAAUGGUCUCUGGAUUUUUAUACUUUGAUUUCUAUAACCAAGAAAUUUGCAAGAGAAAUGAGAUGUAAUAAAAUCGAUUCCUUAUUUCACCAGA
Molecule: messenger RNA, 4905 nt
Organism: Pseudophryne corroboree (corroboree frog)
Lineage: Eukaryota; Metazoa; Chordata; Amphibia; Anura; Myobatrachidae
Gene: PCYOX1
Product: prenylcysteine oxidase 1
Exons: 6
Coding region: 216-1712 (498 amino acids)
Biological process (GO): prenylcysteine catabolic process; prenylated protein catabolic process
Molecular function (GO): prenylcysteine oxidase activity
Source: RefSeq, a predicted model, not a curated record